Dama dama (fallow deer) is the source of this 2820-nucleotide messenger RNA. Its product is annotated as A disintegrin and metallopeptidase domain 3-like. The record is from RefSeq and is a predicted model, not a curated record. Gene Ontology annotation, molecular function: metalloendopeptidase activity. Gene Ontology annotation, cellular component: plasma membrane. Bases 1 to 2820 code for a protein of 939 amino acids. Lineage: Eukaryota; Metazoa; Chordata; Mammalia; Artiodactyla; Cervidae. The transcript is spliced from 23 exons. Gene Ontology annotation, biological process: proteolysis; binding of sperm to zona pellucida; cell adhesion.
AUGUUGUCCCUCCUGCUAAUCCUCACAGGGCUGGGCCGGCUGGCCUCCGCAGGCCAUCACUCUGAAACAGCACGUCUACAUAUUACAGUGCCACGGAAGACUGAGAGAAACACCAAAGAUGGCAGUAUUUCAGAAACGCAUGUCACCUAUUCCAUCCAAAUUGCCAAGAAAACAUACACUCUCCCACUUGAAAAACAGUCAUUUUUAGACUCUAAUUUCCUGGUGUAUUCACACAACAAGUCGGGGAUGUUAUAUCCAGAUUCUUCAUUUAUAAAGGGCUAUUGCUUUUAUCAAGGAUAUGCCACAGAGAUUCCAAAUUCAGUUGUGACACUUAGUACCUGCUCUGGACUCAGGGGAUUAUUGCAGUUUGAAAAUGUCAGUUAUGGAAUUGAACCACUGGAAUCUUCAACUACAUUUGAGCAUGUGAUUUAUCUGAUAAGGGAUAAAAAAAGUGAUUUUUCUCCCAUAACAGAAAAUAAUUCUACCACUCAAUUUGCAGAUCAAUCCUACAAAAUUCUUGUGAAAUCAAAUAAAGAUUCAGGUGUGAUGUUGAAAAGAGUUCUGAAAAUAUGUGUCAUUAUGGAUAAAGCUUUGUAUGAUUAUAUGGGCUCUGAAGUGGCAAUUGCAUCUGAGAAAAUUAUCUAUAUUUUUAGUCUAAUCAACACUAUGUAUUCUCAGCUUCAAGUGUCUGUUAUGUUAACUUCUCUGGAGAUCUGGUCAGAUCGAAAUAAGAUUUCAACUGAUGGGGAUGCACAUGAUGUACUACAAAGAUUUGUGUCCUGGAGAGAAACAUUUUUAUUACAAAGGUCCCAUGAUUUGGCAUACUUAUUAGUUUACAGGGACCAUCCUACUUAUGUAGGAGCAACAUAUCAUGGAAUGGCAUGUGAUCCAAAGUUUGCUGCAGGGCUUGUUCUGUAUUCAAAGAUGAUAACUUUAGAGGCAUUUUCAGUUAUUUUCACACAGUUACUUGGAAUUAUGCUGGGAUUAAGGUAUAAUAAUGACAUCUACGAAUGUUCCUGUCCAGGCACUGCAUGCAUAAUGAAUCCUGGAGCAAUACCUUCCCAUGGCAUAAAGUUUUUUAGCAGUUGCAGCAUAGAUGAAUUUAAACAUACAACUUCACAACCUAAAUUUGAAUGUCUUCAGAACCAAACAGUUCCGAAAGUGGUUCCACAAGGAAGAACUUCAAUCUGCGGCAAUGGGAUUUUGGAACCACCUGAGCAAUGUGACUGUGGGGCCAAGGAGAGCUGCGAGCAUCUUAAAUGCUGUGAUCCUUUAACCUGUGCACUGCUUGGAAACGCGGACUGUGGUUCUGGACCAUGUUGUGGAAAAAAAACUUGUAACGUACUUGAGAGAGGAAUACUGUGUAGGAAAAGCAAUGAUCCAUGUGAUUUUCCAGAAUUUUGCAAUGGGGAGUCUGAAUUUUGUGUACCUGAUAUGAAAGCUGCCGACUUACAAACAUGCAAUAAUAAAUCUUCCUAUUGCUUUGGAGGAGUAUGCCAAGAUAGAACGAAGCAGUGCCAGGAUUUGUUUGGAAAAUUUGCUAAAGAAUCUAGCUAUCAGUGUACAGAGGAAGUGAAUUUUCUUAAUGAUUUAUUUGGAAACUGUCGAGGACGUCCUUGUUAUUUUCACCAGCUCCUUUGUGGAAAGUUAGUUUGCCACUGGACACAUUCACUUAUAGUACCAAGGGAUGACAUUGAUAUUCAGUAUACCUACCUUGAAGGCCAUAUAUGUAUGUCAGCAAGUUUCAGAGUUCAUGUACAGUCAGACCCUACUAUUACAAAAAAUGGAACCAUGUGUGAUCAGGAGAAGUUUUGUUACAGUGGUGGUUGUCUUGACCUCUCUCAAUACAGUCAGUAUCAAAGCUGCGACCCAAAUAUCAAAUGCAGAGGACAUGGGGUUUGCAAUUCUCACUUAAAUUGUCACUGUGAUGCUGGAUAUGUGCCCCCAGAUUGUUCAGAUACACCCUCAUCACCAGGAGGAAGUAUCGAUGAUGGAUUUUGGAAUUUAGACGAAGAUACAUCUAAAACUACAGACUUGAUAAAACGACGUGGUGCCUCUCAAAAAAAUAACCUUAUGAUCAGUCUCUACGUUUUCCUACCUUUCUUCAUUUUAACUGCUAUCAUUGCUCUUAAAUGGAAUAAAAUGAAGAUAUUUUGGAACAAAGAGGGAACAAUAAGUGGGGAAUCUCCAUCAGAAAUCAGCAGUAGUAACAGCAAUCAGUCUUACAGGGGAAGAGUUUUUAUAGGUAAAAUUUGGGGCAAGGGCUGUGAGGUGUUGAACUUCCCUCUGACUGGUUGGUGGUCAGAUAACAGGGUUGUGUUCCAGCCAUCUCAGUCAUCAGCCUUUCCAAUCAGUGUGGGUCCACUUGAUUGUGCUCAGCCUGAAGUGACCUCCUCUGUCUGGGUUGAGGCGGCCCUAGUUCCUGCUGAAGAACUAAAGCUGCUGCUUCAACCUUCUGUUUCAAAAGUGAUUCUGCACUUUCUUAGCCAGAAGGCAGAGUCGCACCGGGUUGCAGCCUCCUCCAGCAUAGGCUCAGGGGCCCAGGCCGCCCACGUUGAACAACACACAGCAUCCGGAGUCUGGACCCGCGGCUCUCCCCGCUGCCUGCCUCCGGCCAUGUGCGUGGCCGGGGCCGGGGCCUGGGCGCGCAGUCGAGCCAACGGCCGUCACUCGGCCGGCGUCCAGGACAUCAAGCCAUGUUGUGCCUUCUGUCUCUGCUCCUGGGGCUCACCGGGCUUCAGACAGACGACAAUUCUGAAAGACUACGUGCGCAGUUCACAGUUCCGGAGAAAAUACGGUCAACAUCAAGUGGAGGAGUAG